AUUCAAAGGGACAUACUCCGUAAACGCGCGCAGAAUCAGUACCGUGUUGCGUGUUUGAUUUUGUACAUGCUUGAAUACUAUCAAGCACUGCAUGCAAAAAAAAGGCCAUCCUGUGAUCCUUCAUAAAGAAGCACUUUUCAACCUCUGUUCAAAGCCGAACCCCUCUUUUAUUCCAUCAUCACACAUCUCUUCUAACAACUCUUUUGUUGUAAGUCUUAUAAAUCUUAACAUCUAUCAAAAUGGCACCAAAACCAGCUUCCACCGCCGGCAAGGCCCCAUCAUCUCAAGCAGGAAAGGCACCUGCCAAGGCUCCUGAAGCCGCCAAGAAGACUUCCAAGUCCACCAGCAAAUCCGGUGAAAAGAAGAAGCGCUCCAAGGUCCGCAAGGAGACAUACUCUACUUACAUCUUCCGUGUCUUGAAGCAAGUUCACCCAGACACCGGUAUCUCAAACAAAGCAAUGGCAAUUUUGAACUCUUUCGUUCAAGAUGUCUUUGAACGUUUGGCCACCGAAGCUUCCAAAUUGGCUGCUAUCAACAAGCGCUCCACAAUCUCAUCUCGUGAAAUCCAAACCGCUGCUCGUUUGAUCUUGCCAGGUGAAUUGUCCAAGCACGCCAUCUCUGAAGGUACCAAGUCCGUUACCAAGUACUCUUCUUCUCGUUAAAUUGUGUGAUUCACACUCUUUUUCCUUGGCGAUCAAGAUACGUACAAGUCCAUCUCUGUAUAACAUUCUCAAACAUGGUUCAUUGUCUUUGAUCUUUGUUUGAUCCGUGCGUAUCCGGAUGAAAGGUAGUUCUGUCAUUCUCAAAGAAUCAUCCCUUUUCAUUUGUCAACUAUAUUCCAAUCGCAUGUACUUUUUCGUGCUUGUCGAUGUUCUGUAAUAUUACCUACCGUGACUUCCCGAUUGGGGAAAUGUACC
This is a messenger RNA of Meira miltonrushii, 917 nucleotides long. Its product is annotated as histone-fold-containing protein. Lineage: Eukaryota; Fungi; Basidiomycota; Exobasidiomycetes; Exobasidiales; Brachybasidiaceae. The record is from RefSeq and is a predicted model, not a curated record. Bases 240 to 662 code for a protein of 140 amino acids. Gene Ontology annotation, molecular function: DNA binding; protein heterodimerization activity; structural constituent of chromatin. Gene Ontology annotation, biological process: nucleosome assembly. The transcript is spliced from 2 exons. Gene Ontology annotation, cellular component: nucleosome.